Molecule: messenger RNA, 1818 nt
Organism: Oreochromis niloticus (Nile tilapia)
Lineage: Eukaryota; Metazoa; Chordata; Actinopteri; Cichliformes; Cichlidae
Gene: bbof1a
Product: basal body orientation factor 1a
Exons: 11
Coding region: 155-1672 (505 amino acids)
Source: RefSeq, a predicted model, not a curated record
CAAAAAAAGUCUACCUCGUGGCCUUGGCAACAACCUUUGACCCAAACAUUCCCAGCAGGUUACUGGAGCUACUCAUCUUUCAAUGUUAUUAUUUGCUCUCAGCUUUUCCUCUUUAUUCUAGCACUCGGUUGUUGUAGCAGUAAUUGUAGCAGCGAUGCCGACGAAUAAAGCCUCCAAAUCUAAAAAGGCCAAAGGCGGGAAAGAAAAGAAGGAAGGCAAACGGGACUCGAAAACGGACAAAGAGUCGGACGUGGAGAAGGCCAAGGCCCACGCCGUACUGUGGGAGCUGAGGUUAAAGGCCACCGAGCAGUCCCUGAGGGACUACACCGAGUCUUGUCAGAGGGUGGCACGCGCAAACGAGCAUCUCACCAAUCAGCUGUACCACGCGGAGAAAGACGCGAUCCAUAUAGCAGGCCACUGGGAGAGACAGCUGGCAGCUAAAGAGGAAAAGAUUUGUGUGCUGGAGAAUGCCUUACAAACUCAGCAGGCGCUUGCCCGAGAAGAGAAGGACAAAUUGGUCAGUGAGCUUAACAUGAUCCAGGAAGAAAUGAAGAAAAUGAAAGAGAUAGAAGUCCAAAGGGAGCAGGAUAUCGUUCACAUGAAACAAAGCAGCGAUGAUGCUUACAAGAAGCUAAUGGAACACCUAAGAGAGAAGGAGGAUCAGUUCUUAAAAGAAAUGGAACGCUUGGAGAAAGAAACAAAGGCAUGCAGUCAAACAAUGGCCAAGAUGGCGGAGGACCACCGUGAAGCCAUUGUGCGAUUGAAAGAUGCUUUGCACUCUGUGAUCAAGGAGCGCGAUUGCCUCAGGGACAAGCUGAAAUAUCACAUAAAGGAGGCAGAGGAUCUGCAGAAGUUAGCAAAGUUACUGACUGAGGAAAACACCUCACUGGCAUUGGACAAGAGCAUGUUGGAGUUGACGGUAAAGGACAACGCAGCACAGUUGGGGACUCAAAAACAGAAGCUAUCUGAGCUGAGGGCCGAGGUGGCUUCCCUGGAGGAGGCCCUACAGCUCAAAGCCGUGGAGAUUGAGCAGCAGGAGAAGAAGGAGAAGGCGAACCUGGUCACCAUCCAGGCCAGCCAGGUGGAGCUGGACAAGUUGCAGAAAGUGCUCGCGAUGCGAGAAAAGGAACUGAAGCAUGUGAAGCAACUGGCGAGCACCAUUGUAGCAAAGCGCCAAGAGCUGGAGGAGUUCUUCCAUGAAGCACUGGGUCACGUGAGGAAGGAGAUCAAGGACAGCAGGCUCCAAUACAAAAAGGAGGCACUGCAGAGUUAUCGUAGGAGGUUUAGAGAAGCCACAGCAGGAAAGAUAAAGUUCCCACCCAUCCGCACCUUCCAUAAAACUGCCCACAGUACCAACUCUGUCUAUUCAGACAUGGAGGCGGCUGCGACAUGGACGGAUCGACCAGGGAGCGAAGUUGAAAUCUCUGAUCUCACUUGGGAGCAAAAGGAACAAGUGCUUCAGCUUCUCUUUGCUAAAAUGAAUGGAUGCAGAGAAAGCCAAGUCAGCCGACAGGUGGCUCUGCCGGCCUCCACUGAGAAGAGGAGCUUCACGGAGAGCGAUGUAGCCGGAAUUAGAGAGGAGCUGUCCCCGGCGACCAUCAGCACCCCGGCGCCAUCGGAGUCCACGCUGCCCUCGCGGCCAGCCGCCCAGCCAGAUACACACAUCACGUGACCUCCGAGUGGCCUCUGUGUCUCACAUUAAACUGUGCUUGCGUGUUUCUUCAAGAGUGUCAACUCAACUAGAAUAUAGGAUGUUUGUUUGUGCUUGUUCAAAAUAUCUUACCAUGCACGCAUGUGCGGUGUGGCAUGCGAGUGCUU